This is a messenger RNA of Dioszegia hungarica, 1131 nucleotides long. RefSeq names its product Gtr1/RagA G protein conserved region-domain-containing protein. The transcript has 8 exons. Bases 1 to 1131 code for a protein of 376 amino acids. Lineage: Eukaryota; Fungi; Basidiomycota; Tremellomycetes; Tremellales; Bulleribasidiaceae. The record is from RefSeq and is a predicted model, not a curated record. Gene Ontology annotation, cellular component: fungal-type vacuole membrane; Gtr1-Gtr2 GTPase complex; nucleus. Gene Ontology annotation, biological process: cellular response to amino acid stimulus; regulation of autophagy; cellular response to starvation. Gene Ontology annotation, molecular function: GTPase activity; GTP binding.
AUGGAGUCAAGAGGCGAGUCAUCCAAGCCACGCUCGGUUCAGCCAGCAGCGGAGGAAGGGGCACCACACAGGCGAAAUAUCCUUGUUCUCGGCUCGAGAAAAUCCGGCAAGUCGAGCUGUAUCAAGACAGUUUUCCAGCAGGUGCCUGUCAAGGACGUACCGUUCUUUGGAGUGACACAAAAGGUGGAGAAGAUCAACUACAACUCGAUAGUCCAGCUGCAAGUAUGGGAUACACCGCCAAACUUUGAUGUGGACCAGCUGGAAGGCGGGCUCAAGUCCUUCUCGACACUAGUUUAUGUCAUCGAUAUGCAGCAAGACGACACCUAUCACGAAGCGCUCUAUCGUUUCGUCACUAUCAUGCUGAAGGCAUACAUUGCCAAUCCUGGCAUGAAGUUUGCUGUCUUCAUUCACAAAGCUGAAAUGCUGUCCGAGGACUAUAGAGGAGAAAACUACGCCGAGAUCCAGCGGACAGUCCAAGAAGACCUCGAAGACUUUCCCUAUCACACCCUCCAAUCCCUCGACCCCAACACCAACUUUUCCGACCAGUCUGUCACGCAGGCAAUCACGAACCACCUCAUGGGCGAGACGCGCUUCGAGAUGACUAGUAUCCACGAUGUCAGUUUGAGGGACGCGUGGAGUAAGGUUCUGCAGGGGUGUAUGGAGAUGCUGCCGGCGGUAGAAAGCUUAUUGUUAAACUUUACUGAGACAUCCGGCAUGGACAACUCGUAUCUCUUCGAUAUACGUUCUGGGGUGGUACUCGCUACCGACAACAGACAUCGGAAUGAUGCGACGCUGGAACAGGUCACCGAAUAUCUGAGCAGAUUCUUACAGUUCCGCCAUCUCUACAAACAACUGAGACAAGCCUCAGAGCAGACAGGCAAUGAGCCACCAACAGCCGAUGCGGACGGAGAAGACCUGGAAUGGUGGGACAGGGAAGAUCCCUCAGAGCAGUGGAUGACCCAAGCGACAAAGCUGUCGCCGAACACUACCCUGUCAUUGUGGCAAUUCACACCAGAUGUCGCACUAGUCGUUCUGCUCCGGACAGAUACUUGGCAAAGUAGAAGAGGAGGUAUUGAGUACAAUCUGACAUUCCUGCGACAGGGCGUUAGGAGGAUCAUGCAGGAGGUAUAA